AUGCACGCCAACUAAAUUCAUUAAAAUUGGCGCUGGUUAUCACGCAAAACACUUUCCAAAUUCAAAAUUUCAAAUUCAAAAGUAGCCGUUGCCUCAUUAUUAGCAUCAAGCACAAGACAAAAAAGCAGCAUAUCCAACCCAACUUCAUAUUCAACCCCACAAACCCAACCCAAAACGUAGGCUUCGUCGAAAUCCAUGGCCGGUUGCAUGAAAACCUCGAUCUCGCUCCAGAAUUCCUACACUUCGCUCUACCGCAAUCCCCUCAUGGAGCAGAAAAACUCCAACGAAGGCGCCGGCAAUGCCGUUCCUCAAAUACGCCGCAACUUAGCCGCAGCCACCGAUGACAAAGAGAACUCUUCACCAAACGUCACCGUUAAAACGGAUAGCAAUGGUCGGAAAUAUGCAGCUGACAUCUUGAAAGAAUUCCCGAGUGCCAAGUCCCAAAUGAGAGAGAAUUUGCUGAAGCCUUCUUCACUUGAGCUCUGCAUCAAGAAACACGAGCCCGACUCAAAUGUCGGCCUCAGGGUUUGGGAAUCGCUUGAUUCCGGGAGAUCCAACUCAGCCAAUGUGUGGGACUACUCCGAUUCAGAAUCUGCGCCUGUAUCGUCGUGGUCGACUUUGCCUAACAGAGCUUUGUUGUGUAGGCCUCUGCCAGUUGAUGUUGGGAGGUGCACCUGCAUUAUAGUGAAGGAAUCAUCUCCAGAUGGAUUUGAUGGUGGAACUUUAUACACUUUAUACACCAAUGAGGGCAAGGGGCGGCAAAACCGCAAACUUGCAGUGGCCCAUCACCGGAGGCGAAGAGGGAGAUCGGAAUUCGUUGUUGCUCAAAGUGCAAGAGGCAUUGUGGCUCCAUCAGAAGAUAGUCUGAUUGGGGUAGUCACUUCUAACAUCCUUGGAUCCAAGUACCAUAUAUGGGAUCAGGGGCACUACUCCAACUCCUUAACCAAACACCCCAAAUUGCUGGCUGCUGUCAAGUUUAUGUCAACUGUAUCAACAUGGAGUGGGAAUUACAGAAGCAUGAAGGCAUGGAUACCAAAACACCAAUCUAUGCAGCUGAAGAAUACAAAUCAGAUACAACAUAUGAAUGGAUUGCCCACAGAAUGGGAGGGAAGCAAGGAUAGAGUUCAUAACCUAUUCUCAAAGGUCCCUAUAUACAAUAAGUUUACACGACAGUACGAGUUAGACUUCAGAGACAGAGGAAGGGCAGGACUCAAAAUCCAGAGCUCGGUUAAGAACUUUCAAUUAACAAUGGAGAAAAACGGAAAGCAAAGUAUACUUCAACUUGGAAGGGUGGGGAAGUCUAAAUAUGUGAUGGACUACAGGUAUCCUUUAAGUGGUUAUCAAGCCUUCUGCAUGUGCUUGGCGUCCAUGGACUCCAAACUCUGCUGCACCGUAUAACCAUCAUCUCCUUCUUUCAAGCUGUUCAUCCUCAGAACACAUGAUUAUCCGGGGUUUUGCCAUUGAAAUCUUGAGCUCCAUUCUCUCACCUUGCUCAUGAAAAUCAUUUUGAUGCAAGUUUUGGCUCUAAAUCAUUAAGCAAUGUUUAUCCAUUUUGUAAAACAUGAGCUAUCAAGAAUGAGCAAAUUCUUGAUUUCGUGCUUCCCAUGUUCCACAUGUUAGAUCGGCAAAAUUUCAUUCUAUACUUGAGCGUCUAAACUUUUCUAUAAUUAUAGCCAA
Salvia miltiorrhiza (redroot sage) is the source of this 1677-nucleotide messenger RNA. RefSeq names its product tubby-like protein 8. Bases 196 to 1398 code for a protein of 400 amino acids. The record is from RefSeq and is a predicted model, not a curated record. The transcript is spliced from 9 exons. Lineage: Eukaryota; Viridiplantae; Streptophyta; Magnoliopsida; Lamiales; Lamiaceae.